Sphenostylis stenocarpa is the source of this 561-nucleotide messenger RNA. NCBI's taxonomy places the organism in Eukaryota, Viridiplantae, Streptophyta, Magnoliopsida, Fabales, Fabaceae. The record is from the annotation of a GenBank genome assembly.
AUGGACGCAUUUCAGUUGAGCAACUUGAAAGUUGGGAAAAGAAGCAUGGUUAACAGCAUUACGAAGACGCUUCGCACUCUCGAACUAUGCGUCGCUCUCUUCUUCCUCUUGUGGUUCCUCACGCGCCUCCCUUUAGCUCUGCGACUCUCCGCCGACUACCUCCGCAAUCCUCUCGUCGUCUUCGCCGUCUUCAACGCCAUCAUCGCCACCCUCCUCGCUCAGUCCCGCCGAUUCGCGCAAUCCGUUUCUGAUACUUCGGUGGCAGAGGAAGAGCAGUACCAGAUCGGUGACACAUGUGUGAACAGUGAUUCAGACGUUGCAGCAGAUCACCUUGAUACGAGAAAAGUUUAUUACCGGAGUUUGUCGGAGGGAAAGGGCGAGGAUGGGUAUAAGACGGCGGGACGAGAACUCCAGCGAUCGGAGACGGAGAAGGCGCGAGAAAAAUCGUAUCCGCAGGAUAAGCUGAGCAACGAGGAGUUCCGGCGCACGAUAGAGGCGUUCAUUGCAAAGCAAAUGAGGUUGCUGCGGGAAGAGUCGUUGGCCAUUUCGCUUUGUAAUUAA